Messenger RNA from Phycomyces blakesleeanus NRRL 1555(-), 1494 nucleotides. RefSeq lists its product as hypothetical. Gene Ontology annotation, molecular function: protein binding. NCBI's taxonomy places the organism in Eukaryota, Fungi, Mucoromycota, Mucoromycetes, Mucorales, Phycomycetaceae. The record is from RefSeq and is a predicted model, not a curated record. Bases 1 to 1494 code for a protein of 497 amino acids. Gene Ontology annotation, cellular component: transcription factor TFIIIC complex. Gene Ontology annotation, biological process: transcription by RNA polymerase III. The transcript is spliced from 10 exons.
AUGAGAAGUGAGACAAUAGACUAUAAAAAACAUGUGUACGCCAAACUACUCAAAAAAGCAGCCGAAUCAAAUGUAUACAGUAAUGUACAUUCAUUACCUAAUGAAUGGCAAAUGAUUAACAGUGAAGAGGCAAAGUCGUAUAUACCUAAUCCAAAUCCACGAAAGGUGACAUUUGGCAUUACUAAGCGAGAUACACGAACUAUAGAUCUAUUUGAGGUCAUAUCUUUAGAUGAAACGAUAAAACACAAGAGAGGAUUUAUUGUAAAUACCGGUGGAUCUAUCUGGGGACUUGAUUUUGUCCCAAAGCGACCUUCUGUAGACAGUCGGCCAUUAGUUGAAUAUCUGGCUGUGAGUGGAUAUAGAGGUGCAAAUGAAGAACACCAUAAUAUCAAUGAAAUCCAGAAAGAUUAUCAAAACUGUAUUCAAAUCUGGGAGUGUGACCGGACAGUAUCGGAAGACACUCCAACCAAGAAGCCCCGACUACGCAUGUGUAUGGUUCACAAUUUUGGAGUUUGUCAUGAUCUGAAGUGGUGUCCUUAUGGCGCAUAUGAGGAGAUACCAACCGAGAAAGGAACAUGGGCCAAAUUAGGAAUUUUGGCUAUGGCAUGUGGAGAUAAUACGGUACGGCUUCUUGUUGUACCACAUCCAAACACUUUUCGAGAACACAAAGAAACUGUCUACCUCCGAAUCCAAGACUCUCGGUACAAGUUCUCACUUCCAAGGGUCUAUUGUAAAACUAUUUCAUGGGGGGGACAUUCAUUAUUGGCAUGCGGAUAUACUUCUGGAGGAAUUGUACUACAAAAUGUCAAAAUGGCUCUGUCUGCGGAUGAUUUACCUGAUCAAAAAGAUACGAUUAUUCACCACAUUAUACAUCAUGAAGAUAGUGUAGAAUCUAUUGCUUGGCUUGGUAGUCUGGAAAGUCAGUAUUUUGUGUCCACUGGAAGAAGUGGCAUACUUUUAGCUCACGAUCUUCAAGAUAUCCGCACAAGAAUAGAAGUAAAUCGAGUGGCAGGAACUCGCCACGCUGUGACAUGGACAGGUGAUAAUCUAAUCAGUAUAAUAAAUUCUGAAAACAACGUUCAUGGUAUUUCUGCAUGUAAUGGGUCUUGUUUUCAGUUCGUGAAGCAUGGUAAAUAUACCAGUCAUUUUGGACUGGUAUGGACCAUUGCUGCAAGUGAACAUCAUGGAAUCAUUGUAUCAGGGUGCUCAGAUGGAUAUGUUUGUAUGAUUAAUAGUUAUAAGCGUCCAAACAGGUUGAGGCAUGGAGUUCUCUAUCAUCUCAUAUGGAAUGAAGAGACCGAUACAUUGCGUUAUGUCGACGGUCAGAAAAUAACUGUAAAAGAAACAUUACGACCACAGUGGUCUUAUGUGCUUGAUCCGAUCGUAUCCAUACAAAAGGCUGCUUGGAAUUGUAAUAAAGAAGGUUCAAACUGGGUUGCUUCUGGAGGUUCUUCAGGCCUCUGUAGAAUUGAGUUUGUUUGGUACGAUAAAUAG